Molecule: messenger RNA, 1467 nt
Organism: Bipolaris victoriae FI3
Lineage: Eukaryota; Fungi; Ascomycota; Dothideomycetes; Pleosporales; Pleosporaceae
Exons: 7
Coding region: 1-1467 (488 amino acids)
Biological process (GO): biosynthetic process
Molecular function (GO): pyridoxal phosphate binding; L-2-aminoadipate:2-oxoglutarate transaminase activity
Source: RefSeq, a predicted model, not a curated record
AUGGGCGGUGGCGAAACAAUUGCACAUCAGAUCCUGAAGACCUUUGUGCUCCCUGACGUGGUCGCAUCCAAAACUAGCUCCAAAAAGCUCAUCAAUCUUUUGCGAGGAUGGCCUAAUCUGUCCUUACUCCCUACACAAUUGCUUGACAGAGCAGCCCACAAUGUGCUCCAACAUAAGCCUACUGCCUACCCAGCUCUUUGCUACGGGCCAGAUGCCGGUGACCCGCGACUGCGUGCCAAUGUCGCGCAAUGGCUGACUGCCUUCUACAAACCGGCCGACCCAGUGUCUGCAGAGCGAAUAUGCAUUUCCGGAGGUGCUUCGCAAAACUUGGCCUGCUUGCUCCAAGACUUCACAGACCCCUUGUAUACGAGGAACAUAUGGAUCGUAGCACCGGCCUACAUGCUGGCUUUUCGCAUCUUUGAAGAUGCUGGCUUCCACAAAAAGCUUCGGGCCGUUCCCGAAGAUGAUGAGGGCGUCGAAAUGGACUAUUUGAGAAGUGAGAUUAAAAAAAGUGAAGACAACGCAAUUGCAGAGAACAACAAUGAGCCGCUUCUGAAGCCUCCACGCCCAUUCAACAAAAUAUACAAACACAUCAUCUACGCUGUGCCAGGCUUCUCUAAUCCUAGCUCCAAAACAAUGAGCUUGCGGAGAAGAGAAGAACUCGUGCAUUUGGCGAGAGAGUAUGAUGCUCUUAUCAUCACAGACGACGUAUAUGACUUUCUGCAAUGGCCCUCCAGUCUCACCCCUAGCACUCUCUCAAUCGAAAAUGCCAGUCUACCUCGCAUCGUAGAUGUGGACCGAUAUCUCGGUGGCGGCGCCGAAAGGCAAGGUGCAGACGGGUUUGGCAAUGCCGUUUCCAAUGGCUCCUUCUCUAAGAUAUGCGGCCCAGGCCUCCGCACGGGUUGGUGCGAGGGCACUCCAAAACUGGCCUACGCCGUUUCACAAACAGGAUCGAGCCGCUCAGGUGGAUCACCCAGUCAGCUGACAGCUUGUUGUGUGGCCGAUACGUUGGAGACUGGUGAACUCCAGCGCUACGUGUACGAUACGCUUCAACCCGCGUAUGGUGACCGAUACAGGCAUAUGAUGGAAGCCAUCAACAAGUACCUCCUUCCCCUAGGGGUUCGUGUCCCGCAGACUGAUCGUGAAGUUGUGGGCGGAUACUUCAUCUGGCUCACACUGCCCCCGCCACUGAAGGGCGCCGAGGUGGCACAACGCGCAAAGGAGGAUGACAACUUGGCUGUUGCACAAGGCGAAAUGUUCGAAGUCCCCGGCGACACUAAACACAAAGGCACAUCUUUCAGCAACGACAUCAGAGUCUGCUUUGCGUGGGAGGAAGUAAAUAUGCUCGCAGAAGGCAUCCAGCGACUUGCCGAUACAAUUAGCCGCAUGUUGAGCGAGGAGACUAACAGCAGAUAUAGCACCAAGCGGCCCGCUAGCCAAGAAGAGGAUGCAAAGGCCUUGUGGUGA